UGCUCCAGACAUACCCGCACGAGGAGGCUUUGUGGCUCACUCCAACCGGUACAGAGACACAGGACAGACGUCAGGGAGCACAUCUUGCCUCAGUCUUGACAGAAUGACUUCAUCAAUCAGUUACUUUUCCCCCGGACCAGCGAAACUGCCGCACGAGGUCCUGGUGAAGCUCCAAGAUGAGCUGGUGCAGUACAAGUCGACGCAAGUGAGCGUCAUGGAGCUGUCGCAUCGCUCAAAGGACUUCGCGGAGAUCAUUGAGGGCGCGGAGAGCAGCGUGCGAGAGCUCAUGAACGUCCCAUCCAACUACAAGGUUCUGUUCUUACAAGGCGGAGGAACAGGUCAGUUCGCGGCCGUCCCUCUCAACCUGAUGUCGAGGUCGGGCAAGGCGGAUUACAUUGUCACAGGUUCGUGGUCGAGCAAGGCGGCCAAGGAAGCCAGCAAAUACGGCUCCGUGAAUCUCGUGUUUCCGAAGCUGGAAAAGUACACGACCAUCCCGGACAAGGCGAGCUGGAAACUGGACCCUGAAGCGGCCUAUGUUUACUACUGUGCUAAUGAGACUGUAGAAGGCGUCGAGUUCCAGUACGUGCCCGAAGUCCCAGAAGGAGUCCCUCUGGUGUGCGACAUGUCCUCCAACUUCUUCUCAAGACCUGUUGAUGUGUCUAAGUACGGCGUGAUCUACGGGGGCGCCCAGAAGAACAUCGGCUGCUCCGGCGUCACGGUGGUCAUCGUGAGGGAGGACCUCCUGGGCAGCCCCCUCCCCGUCUGCCCCUCCGUCCUCGACUACGCCGUCAUGGCCAAGAACAAGUCCCUGUACAACACGCCGCCGACAUUCGCGAUCCACGUGGUGAGCGAGGUCUUGGCGUGGGUGAAGAGGGAAGGCGGGCUCGAGGAGAUGCAGAGACGUUCGCUGGAGAAGAGUAAGAUGCUGUAUUCCGUUAUCGACGAGAGCAACGGGUUUUAUAACAACCCUGUGGACGCGACCGCGAGGUCCCGGAUGAACGUCGUGUUCCGGGUGGGCGAAGGCGGGAAAGAUGAGCUCGAGGCGAAAUUCAUCUCUCAAGCUGCCUCCCAGGGACUUCUUUCUCUCAAGGGACACAGGUCGGUUGGUGGCAUCCGCGCUUCGAUUUACAAUGCUAUCACCAUCGAGGACGUCAGACGCUUGGCCGAAUUCAUGAAGACCUUUCUCAAAGAAAACAAAGUGUGAGACGCCACUCUAACGAAAAGAAAUCUCGAUCUGUCCAGAUUUUAUUAAGAUUGUUAUUGAUUGAUUAGAUAAUAUUCGGUAUAAGAUUUUUAAUAACGUGACCUGUGAUGCCAUGCUUCGACAGCAUAAAGGGACCACAUAACAUGCUAUCCACAGUCUUCAUUUCUUCAUAAAUAUACAUCGAUGCAUAUUUAUUGUAUUCAGCGACAUGUAUCAUCAGUGUAAGUCGAGUGCAACAAAAAUUUGAACAUUUAUCAACUGUUUAGGAGUUUCUUGUCUAGAAGUAAACUUUUUUCCAGCGUUUAUAUGUUGUGGAAAAAGUAUAUUCCCAAGGAUACUAGUGGUGACUAGGGUGAUAUUUGCCUUUAACCCAUUGCCGCCGGGGAAAAUGAACAAAAAAUGGGGGAAAUGCAGUACUCAUUUUUUAUAUUUUUGUGAAAUAUCUCUGUCCAUAGAUGGCUCUGCUAGUCCUGAUUUCACCUUCCCUUGAAUUGGCGGGAAAAAAACGUAUUCUUACUAGUGCUAUAAAUAUAGAUGGUGUUAUUUUUAAGAGCAAAUUAGGAUAACGUUAAAUAUUUUCGUAAAUCGAUGAAAAGGGUGAACGGGCGAGACAGGCAGUACUCGUAAUUGGCUCAUUGGAUACUUAGUACAAGUGUAGCCAUCUGUGUGUAAAAACAAUCGAACAAGUCGACUCACAGUGGGCAUGCAUGCCAUCCCCGGCGGCAAUGGGUUAAAAGUUGAACUAGCCACUUCGAGACAUUGUUGAUAAACGUCAACCAGAGACUAAAUACAUUUCAGUGCAGUCACAUAUUCCCACGAAAUUCAUAUUCAGUAUACGGCAUGUUAUACUACUGACUCCAUAUACAGAGAGUAAAAUCAACUGAAAGAA
Molecule: messenger RNA, 2093 nt
Organism: Penaeus indicus
Lineage: Eukaryota; Metazoa; Arthropoda; Malacostraca; Decapoda; Penaeidae
Product: probable phosphoserine aminotransferase
Exons: 9
Coding region: 104-1204 (366 amino acids)
Biological process (GO): L-serine biosynthetic process
Cellular component (GO): cytoplasm
Molecular function (GO): O-phospho-L-serine:2-oxoglutarate transaminase activity; pyridoxal phosphate binding
Source: RefSeq, a predicted model, not a curated record